AUGGCUCCACGCGUGGAAGAACUCAAAAUUAAAAUCACCAAUUCAAAAAGAAAGAUAACAAACUUCGCUAAGUUUAUCGAUGGAUAUACCGCUGAACGCGAUUUUCCUGCUUUACAAAAAAGAACAAAUGACCUCGAAAGGGAGUUUGAAGAAUUUGACAAAUUUUUCAAUGAAUUAGAACGUAUCGCGAAUCCACCUAUCGACUCGUCGUCUUCGCAAAGCAUCAGGCGCGAAACGCUUUCAAAUUCCGUCCGAAAUCCGAAAAAGAGUUUACCGUGUGUCAAUCUACCGACUUUCAGUGGAUCAUAUGAGGCCUGGUUGGGUUUUCAUGAUCUGUUCAAAUCUCUCGUCGAUAACGAUGAUGAAAUACCAGACAUUGAAAAACUAUAUCACCUCAAAGGUUCACUGAAAGGCGAAGCCGCAGAAAUUAUCGCCUCCAUAGAACUCUCAUCGGAAAAUUACAAAGUCGCUUUGGAUCUGCUUAAAGAGCGUUAUGAUAAUAGAAAAAUUAUUCGUCAAACACACGUGAAAGCCUUAUUAAAUUUAACACACCUCUCGAAAGGCUUUCCGGUUCGUUCGUUACUCGAUCAAAUACAAAAACAUGUUAGGGCACUUGAAGCUUUGAAAGAACCCGUCGAAAGAUGGGAUACACUCUUAGUCAAAAUUAUAGAACAAAAAUUAAAUACGUUUAUCCGCGAGAAGUCGGAAGAUUCGAGCUGCGAAUCCGAAAACCCCACAUAUAAAGAAUUGAUAACCUUCCUUCAACGUCGCGCGCAGUUUGAAGAAACAAAAUCGGAUCAAAUUCAAGGUAGGUCCCAAAAUUUAUCAGAUAGAAAACCAUUUAACUCCCGACCCAAUCAGCGCUCUCAGCAAGCAUUUGCAGUCUCAACUACAAAUUCUUCUUGUCCACAUUGUCAGGGAGAGCAUGUCAUAUGCAAUUGUGAACCAUUUAAAAAACUUACUCCACACGAUCGCUUUAAAGCCAUAAAAAAGGCCGCUCUUUGCAUUAAUUGCUUUUGCUCUAAUCAUCGUGUUUAUCUCUGUACUGCCAGUCCUUGUCGCAAGUGUGGCAGAAAGCACCACACACUCUUACAUUUUGAAAAAGGAAAAACUGGAGAGUCUAGUGAGUCACAACCAGCCGUUCAAAGUCAAUCUGUCCUUAAUCUCCAUGCUGUUCCGAAGGGUUGCUAG
This is a messenger RNA of Belonocnema kinseyi, 1191 nucleotides long. RefSeq lists its product as uncharacterized. Bases 1 to 1191 code for a protein of 396 amino acids. The transcript has a single exon. The record is from RefSeq and is a predicted model, not a curated record. Lineage: Eukaryota; Metazoa; Arthropoda; Insecta; Hymenoptera; Cynipidae.